Molecule: messenger RNA, 993 nt
Organism: Rhagoletis zephyria (snowberry fruit fly)
Lineage: Eukaryota; Metazoa; Arthropoda; Insecta; Diptera; Tephritidae
Source: RefSeq, a predicted model, not a curated record
CAAAACGAAAUGGCCAACUCGCUGGAGCAGAUUCGCGCCCUGGGCACCGUCGUGGUGGCUGACACGGGCGACUUUGAGUCAAUGAAGUCCUUCCGUCCGACUGACGCCACCACCAACCCGUCGCUGAUGCUGGCCGCCGCCAAGCUGCCGCAGUAUUCGCAUCUCUUUGAUAAGGCCGUCGAGUACGGUAAGGCACAUGGUGGCAAAGAGACGCUGGAGACCACCCUCGACUACCUGUGCGUCCUCUUUGGCGUGGAGAUUCUCAAGAUCAUCCCGGGGCGCGUCUCCACCGAGGUCGAUGCUCGCCUCAGCUUCAACACCGAGGCGUCCAUCAAGAAGGCCCGGCAGAUCAUCGCUCUGUACGCGAAGGAGGGCAUCCCCAAGGAGCGCGUCCUCAUCAAGUUGGCCACCACCUGGGAGGGCGUCAAGGCGGCGGAGGUGCUGGAGAAGGAGGACGGCAUUCACUGCAACCUGACGCUGCUCUUCAGCUUCGCCCAGGCAGUGGCUUGCGCCGAGGCGGGCGUCACCCUCAUCUCGCCCUUCGUCGGUCGCAUCUACGACUACUACGUGAAGAAGACGGGCAAGGCCGUGUACGAGAACCCGGCGGACGACCCGGGCGUGCAGUCGGUGACCACCAUCUACAACUACUACAAACACCACGGUUACAAGACGGUGGUCAUGGGCGCCUCCUUCCGCAACAUCAGCGAAAUCAAGGCACUGGCCGGCUGUGACCUGCUCACCAUUGCCCCCUCGCUGCUCGCCCAACUGGAGGCAGAAAGCACCGUCAAGGUGGAGAAGGCCCUGGACGCCGCCACUGCCCCCCAGAAGGACCUCUUUGCGGAGAAACUGCACUACGACGAGGCCAAGUUCCGCUGGGAGCUGAACGAGGAUGAGAUGGCCACUGAGAAGCUGGCCGAAGGCAUUCGAAAGUUUGCCGCCGAUGUUCGCACUUUGGAGGCGCUCAUCAAGAGCAAGCUGAAUCGUAUAACUUAG